This is a messenger RNA of Fusarium sp. VM40, 2964 nucleotides long. NCBI's taxonomy places the organism in Eukaryota, Fungi, Ascomycota, Sordariomycetes, Hypocreales, Nectriaceae. The record is from the annotation of a GenBank genome assembly.
AUGGGUUCAAAUGGCAAGAUUGCUCUACCAGAACACUGGACAGAGCUCAGUGCGGCAAGGAUCCACAGACAACAAUGCGCCGACGACGUGGACGCCAUCAAGAAAACAUGCUUAGAACAAUGUGGCAAACAAAACGUGGUGGAUUGUGAGAAAUGCUUCCCCAAAGUGCUCGACAGGAUGCGCGCCCGGUACUGCGACGCCGAGGGAAGGGAAUGGUUCUCACAGCGAAGAGCGUUCUUAAAUGAGCUGGACGUUCUGUUCACCGAUGUUAAGGACCACAAGAAGAUCGACCUCAAGUAUAUCGAGGAUAGCAUCGAGUCAGAAAAGGAAGCGUGGUACCGCUGGGUGCUUCGCAUGUACCCACGCUUCCUUUCGACAGGAGACCGUGGUGCGGACCAAGAUGAGCUAAGAGCAAUGUUGGACGACCCGGUUAAGAGACGGGAAGAACUCAUUGAGAGGAUAUGGGAAGGUGUUGGAAAACCGACCAACUGGGAUGCCGAUGUGGAUUCGCUCACGGAGAAGAUUGCGGCGGCGAGGAAUAACGCAGCGGCUUUGAAGCAGCUUUACAUCACAUUUUUCUUCAAAGAUUCGGAAACGGGAGAGGUGUUGGACAGCGCGCAUCAAUAUCUGGAAGCAUACGAAGCGAGCGAUACAAUGACUAUCGAACAAGUCAUCGACCGCAUCGCACAGGACCACAAGGCAAGCCUUACGGCGGCGCCACAGCGGGACAGUCACAGGAGUCGUCUGGAUGAGUUGCGCAGAGCAAAGAUGGCAUUUGAGCAAAACAGGCUGCAGAAUAAGAGUCGAGCCCAAGCAAAUCAAGCGCCAGCCGUUCACGAAGAUCUGUACAGCCUGCCGCCAUGUGCAAUUUGCGCAAAGGCAGUGGAUACAAAGAACGUUAUCUCAUGCCCGAUUUGCCAGGCGUUUAGCCAGCCAGGCGGUGGAAAGAAGUUGACGCUAUACUGCUCGGAUGAGUGUCAUAGCAAGGGCUAUGACGAUCAUCUUGAGAAGGAGCAUAGUUGCGAAGCUGGAGACAAAUGUGUACAAUGCGACGAUAUGGAUAUGGACAUGAACAGCGGACAAAUAUCCGCGGUUAUGUGCAAACUAUGCGUCGAGCAAAAGCAGGCCACUAUAUACUGCUCGGUCGGGUGCGGAGUGGCCAACCUGUGGAAGCACAGAAAAGAAAAACACGGAGUCAAUACAAAUGGCUACGAGACCAAGCAGUUCUUGUUACCACUGGAGAAGACGGUGGAAAAGAUACUGAAGGAAGGGAGUCCUGGGCUGAAGAUGUCGACUGUUGGUGCGAUCGAAACUCAUCAACCUCUGCCUACACCUCCCCCAGCGCCGUCAAAGACUUUCACUAUCGACUUUGAAGUUCCCACGCAAUCAGACGUCGACGAGAACUUUGACGCUCUGCGCGACUCACAUGCGCAGUUCAUAGAGUCCAUCUUCCCCGCUGACUUAGGCGGCGAUAUCAGCAGCUUUGAAGACUCGCCCACAACAGGCUUCCCCACGCCGUCUUCAUCCCAGACGCACUCGAUACAAUCUCUCCAUGCCAAGCCCCAAUUCAACCUUGACUCGGCAGAGUCGUUGCUGGUUUCCUUCCGGGGGAUGCUAGUUCACUAUCCGUGUAUCGUGCUGAGGCCUGAAGAGACGGUGGCGAGUCUUGCGGCUACGAGGCCGUUUGUGUUGCUCGCGAUCUUGGCUGCUGCGUCGGGGUCGCGGACGUUGCAGGGCCAUACGCUUUAUGAUGAGGAGUUUCGAAAGGUGCUGGGUUUGAAGUUUGUUGCAGGGGGGGAGAGAAGUCUGGAAUUGCUGCAAGGUAUCUUGAUAUACUGCGCAUGGUAUCCUUUCCACCUGCGACCUAAGAACAAACAAGUCUUUCAAUAUUAUCGCAUGGCCGGUGAUCUCUCAACUGAUCUUGAACUGGAUCAGGAACUGCCCAUUCUCAACAGCACGAUGCCAGGCGAGAUGAACAGCAUGCAGCUUGAUCGACUGAGGGCAUAUCUGGCAUAUCAUUACGCCGUAUCAAACUUCGUCUACGCAUGGAGCAAGAUGGAUUACCUCGUCCCACCAUGGACGUCAUGGACUGCGAACUGCUGUGAGCUCCUCCAGCGCCAUGCAGAAGUCGACGGCGACGUAUCCCUGAGUUACCUCGUCCGACUUGCCAACAUGACGAGCACGGCACAUGUUUCCAUACAGAACAAUGAUCCCCAGGCGGAUCAGCAGGUGCAGCUCAUGCUAUUGGGGCUGGAGACUCAGCAUAAGGAGAUGAAGGAGAGUAUGGUGCCGCAUCUUGCUCGCUCAGCGCCUGUGAAACUGGCCCAUCUUUUCUUCGACGUCUUUCUCCAAGGCGGCGCCAUAUUCUACCUCACACGCAUCAACACAAAACGACCUCGUUUCGUGAACCCAUCUACAGCCCGCCUUAUACGCUGCGUAACCAACCUUCGCCUCCUAUUAGACCAUCUCAUCAACCUCGACAAUUUCACCCACUUCACCAGUGUAGACUGGACCAAAUUCAUUCUCUCCGUGGCCCUCGCCGUGCGCCUCUCAUUCCCCAUCACCGACGUUCCCGACUGGGACCACUCCUGGGCAAGUUCAAUCUUACGUUUCGAAGAAUUCCUCAAUGUCAUGUGCGACGGGUCCGAAGAGCUCACGCCGGCGAGUAAACGCGUAGACGUUCUAUCGGCCAGCCGGGUGAUUAUGCGUAUAGUGAAAGCCAAGUACGAGCGACGGACUGCUAUGCUCGCGGCGAGUACCAGGAUUGUGGCACAGGGAUGUCCUAUGUUUGAUAGAGCGAUGGAUCCGUAUAUAUCUGCAUGGGACGCAAAUUAUGAUAUGGCUUCUGUGAUGGCUACGCCGAGUGCGGAUAUGGAAGGACAGCAGGCCGUGUAUCAUGACUUGUGGGCUACCAUGACAAUGGGUUGGGCGAAUGAUGGAUUGAUGAAUGGAGAUGAAACAUGA